AGUACCAAAAUGGAGCAAUCUAUUACAUUUAUCUGUCUAUCAAAUCAGCUGUUUGUCAUAACAAGCACAAUAUAGAAAUUUGUGUUGUGCUUUUGUUGUGCAAAAAUGGAAUCCAAAACAAAAAGGUCUCGUACCCCGAAUUGGGAUUCGUCCGAUAAAAUACUCCUCCGACAGCUUAUCGAAGACAAAAUUGAAAUUAUUGAAAAUAAAAAUGUUGACACCAACACAUCCCGCUUGAAAAGAGACGCCUGGCGUAAAAUAACCCAUAGUUUCAACAGUUUAAGCGCAACGAUGAGGGAAACAUCUCAAAUUCAGGCUCAAUGGCGAGGAACUAAAAUGAAGGCCAAAGCAGAGAUGUCGGCCUUCCAAAGAAACCUCAGAGCAACAGGUGGUGGACCACCUCCAAAGUCACCUGAGCCUGAGCACAUCAAAUUGAUGGCACUUAUCCCCCAUGAAUUUGAGGUGGAUACAAAUGAUUUUGAUUGCGAUACUGAGAUGAUAAAAGAAAACUUAACUUCUUUUAAGACACUGGUUGUGGACGAUGAGUAUGAAGAUGUUUUUAUAUCCUUAUAUGAGUACAGUCAAUGGCCCCAACCACCUUUGGAAACUCCCGUAUUUGAGAGAACUUGUUCAUAG
This is a messenger RNA of Eupeodes corollae, 636 nucleotides long. RefSeq lists its product as uncharacterized. NCBI's taxonomy places the organism in Eukaryota, Metazoa, Arthropoda, Insecta, Diptera, Syrphidae. The transcript has 4 exons. The coding region runs from base 106 to 636 and encodes 176 amino acids. The record is from RefSeq and is a predicted model, not a curated record.